Amoebophrya sp. A120 is the source of this 658-nucleotide messenger RNA. NCBI's taxonomy places the organism in Eukaryota, Dinophyceae, Syndiniales, Amoebophryaceae. The record is from the annotation of a GenBank genome assembly.
CUUCUGAAGGUGGAUCUUCUGAAGAAUCUUCAGAAGGUCCAGCAAAAUGUGCUGCUUUUGUUGCGCGCGAAUCUGUUUGCCCGAUUGAAAACGCCGCUUUCUCUGAAACCCAACGCGUAGGCUUUAGGAUAAACCUUCAGAAGGUAUUCUUCAGAAGCUUUGUAGCUUUUUCUGCUGCGCCAUCACCUUUUUUUUCGAGCGCAAAGCCCAAAAGCAAGCCACUCGGUUUCUUCUGCAAAAGAAGGCGCUGCUCGAUCAAGCGUGCUCUGUUCUAUUUUCGUUAAUAUCGCGACGCCUAGCUGUUCUCGUGUUCAUUGAAAAAAAGCCACAGGCGUGUGUCACUGGUUGUAGUAGACAUACAACAUCAUGCAGAAGAGCUGCACAAUCUUCGCCUCCCAACAUCCAUUUCAACCGUAACAAAAAAAAAUGAAGACAAAAGACAUCAAUUACUAGAUCAUCUCCAAGCACAAGAGUUUCAAAAGUGGUGUGAGUUUACUAAUACUGUUCUUGUUGAGUGCUCAGCUCUAGUACUUUUGCAUAGUAUCUGGUCUCGCGAGACGACCCUAGAUGAUGUUAUUUUCAAAGUGAAAAGUGAUCCUCCCACUCCCUUCACAAAAAAUGGGAAAUGCUGCCUCAACAUCUAGACAAUUUGCGCGGA